AUGAGUGUACAAUCUAUUAUUCUAUUUAGGGAUGACGAACAUAAUACAGAAGAUACCUGCAAGUUACUAUUAUAUCAUGAUUUGUCGGGCAAAAUUUUGAGCACAAAUGAUAAGGAACAGCGAAUUGGUAUAAUUAAGGGUAUGUGGCGCUUCAGUAACGAGUUCAGCAAGGACGGAGUUGUAUGUCAUAUAGAGUUAGAGGCAUAUAGUAUGGUUGUUUUGGAGGUUGAGCCUUCUUAUUAUCUUACCAUUGCUUUUGACAGUACAUACGAUGACCAAUGGCAGAAAUAUAGUACGCGAUUGAAUCAGUGCUACCAAUUUUUUGCGAUGCAGAAUGGUCGAAUGGCUACAAUAGAAGACAAAAAGCUAAGUAGGUUGUUGAAUGAGCAUUUUAUUCCAUUUUGGGAUGAGAUCAAUUUAAUUCCCGAUUACUUUGUGAUGCAAGAUAUCAAUUGUUCGCUUGGGGAAAACUUGUUUCCCCGUUGCCAAUUUAGAGACGCUUUGGACUCUGUCAAUGAGGUUAAAGAAUGGCAAACGUUUUUGAAGAAUAACAUACUCUUAUCGCAGGAAAACUAUCCUAAUAUAAAGGAUAUAUGUUUAUACCACGUACCGCAAGAUAAUAAGGACUCUAAAAAGUAUGGAUUCGUUGCAAAUUUUGAUCCACAAUUCAAAAGCCUUCCUGUACUUUCAAAUUGGAUAUUGGGUAUUGAUGCUAUGUACGGGACGAUUACUUCGCAUGGUUUAGCUGGAACAAUGUCAUUAGCUGAAACAGAACAACAAAUUGAGCUUGAUGCUGAAGAAACGGAGCCCGAAUCUGCUUCGAACAUAAGGACUGUGUGGGAUAAUGUAACGUUGCCCAUCACAUUUACUAUGGACGCAAUAAAAGAUAUCGGGCAGUUAACAGGUGUUUCAAACUCGCUCUCUUUGUUCACUGAUAUCAAGCCCACAUGGAAUCCAUUGCAAUGGUCAAGGGGCACAGAGGCAGGGUCUCUGAAUGCGAAGAACGACAAAGGAGGGGACGAAUACAGCUGGCUCAUAUCGCCUUUGAACCCGUCGUUUCUACCCAAGGUGUACCAAAUGAGAAAGUUCUACUUGGAGUUUGAUAGUUGGAAACAGUACAAUGUAAUAUUUUGGAAGUUCAAGGAUAUUUUAGCGGCUGUCAUUAUAGAUCCACAGUUCACCAAGAUCAACGAAGAGCCUUUUCUCAUGAGGCUACAAGAGGAAUUAUGGAGCGGUAUGUCGUUAUUUUAUGAGAACCCUGGGUUCGAAGAGAGGCCGUGCUCAUUUGAUUACACAAUUGUGUACAAAGAAGAGAAUAUGUAUUACAGUUCAAUACCCAUGUGGAAAAAUGGUCUUGAUGAAGAUGAGAAUGCAUUCAAGUUGGUGAUCAAGGGACUUGACGAUACGUUACAAUUUUUGAAGAACAAUGCAAAUAGGAAAACGUCUGUGGCCACUGUUACUGAGGUGGGUCACAACAUGAUGCUGACAGAACACAAGAUUCCUAGUGAAACGGAUGACAUGAAAUCCUCGAAGGUGGGAGACAAUGGUUCAUGGGGAAGGUCUAUUUUCAACAAGGUGAACGAGAAGCAGCUUCGCGAAUUGAACAAAGAGCUUAUGGUCAUAUUGGGGAGCAGAAACUACACAGCAUCAUAUACAGAAGCAGACACGAAGGAAAGUCUUUUGAAGCUUAACAAUGGGUUGAUGGUGUACUUGUUGGAAGAUAACAGGAGAUUGGUAUUUAUCAUUAAGAAUUGGUUUGAGGAUCCGCAGCAGACGCAAUAUACGAAGAAGAAGAAGGGGACUUCCAGGAUGAUAGACAGUCUUGGAAGGGAGGUUAGCCGCUGGUGGGACCUGAUAAAAGACCAUGAGCCAAUGUGA
Molecule: messenger RNA, 1878 nt
Organism: Kluyveromyces marxianus DMKU3-1042
Lineage: Eukaryota; Fungi; Ascomycota; Saccharomycetes; Saccharomycetales; Saccharomycetaceae
Gene: CCZ1
Product: Ccz1p
Exons: 1
Coding region: 1-1878 (625 amino acids)
Biological process (GO): vesicle-mediated transport
Cellular component (GO): Mon1-Ccz1 complex; intracellular membrane-bounded organelle
Source: RefSeq, a predicted model, not a curated record